This is a messenger RNA of Staurois parvus, 346 nucleotides long. The record is from the annotation of a GenBank genome assembly. NCBI's taxonomy places the organism in Eukaryota, Metazoa, Chordata, Amphibia, Anura, Ranidae.
UCAUGCUGCUGCCAGGUCCAGAGUCUCUCAUGGGUCCCUGUACGGCCUCCCAUUGCUGCUGUCUCCAUCGCCACACUCUGCCAUGUGCCACUUUCAGGUCUCCUCACACUGCUGGUGUGUUGAAUUUUUUGACAUAGGGUGCUGGCAGAUUACGGGCCUCCCUUAGCUGCUGCCAGGCCCCUAAUCUGCCAUGGGCCCCUAUAUACCGCCUCCUCAUGCUGCUGCCAGGUCCAGAGUCUCUCAUGGGUCCCUGUACGGCCUCCCAUUGCUGCUGUCUCCAUCGCCACACUCUGCCAUGUGCCACUUUCAGGUCUCCUCACACUGCUGGUGUGUAGAAUUUUUUGAC